This is a messenger RNA of Sinocyclocheilus grahami, 1545 nucleotides long. Its product is annotated as cytosolic 5'-nucleotidase 1A-like. The coding region runs from base 116 to 1129 and encodes 337 amino acids. Gene Ontology annotation, biological process: adenosine metabolic process; nucleotide metabolic process. The transcript has 6 exons. Gene Ontology annotation, cellular component: cytoplasm; cytosol. NCBI's taxonomy places the organism in Eukaryota, Metazoa, Chordata, Actinopteri, Cypriniformes, Cyprinidae. The record is from RefSeq and is a predicted model, not a curated record. Gene Ontology annotation, molecular function: 5'-nucleotidase activity; nucleotide binding; magnesium ion binding.
UCCAACUAUGGCAAUCUCAUCCAUAUGAACAUAUAUGUAUUGUAAUAUGCAUUACAUAAUAGACAAAUCUGUAUGCCUGUGACGUGGAGGUUGAUAUGAAAUGUUAUAAUAUUUUAUGAAGGGACCUGUGAGACGGGCCAGGAAGGUGGAGGGAGGCAUAUUCUUUCCCAAACCAGAGAAUGCGGUCACCAUUGCUGUGUCAUCGCGGGUUCUGUUCCGUACAGAGAAAGAGCAGAAGGUGUUUGAGCAGAAAGGAAUAGAGGAGUACCUCAGGUAUCAGGUGGAGCACGAAAAUGAGCCCUUUGCUCCAGGCCCAGCAUUCCCAUUUGUUAAGGCACUGGAGACAGUAAAUAACCGGUUGCGGGAGCUCUAUCCAGACAGCGAGGAGCUUUUUGAUAUUGUGCUGGUAACCUACAACCAUGCUCAUGUAGGCAUCAGACUCAUCAACACCAUCAACUACCACAAUCUAUUCAUUGAGCGGUUCUGUAUGACAGGAGGUAGCAGCCCCAUUGGGUACCUGAAAGCAUGGCAUACAAACUUGUAUUUGUCUGCUGAUGCUGAAAAAGUUCAGGAAGCCCUCGCUGAAGGGAUUGCAGCAGCCACCAUGUUUAUGCCAGAAAAACAAAUCGAGGUGUCUGAGACCCAGCUGAGAGUGGCAUUUGAUGGCGACGCUGUUCUUUUCUCUGAUGAGUCCGAGCGUAUUUUUAAAGCCCAUGGCCUGGACAAGUUCUUCGAGCAUGAGAGGGAAAAUGAAAACAGAUUGUUAGAUCAUGGGCCACUGAAGGGUUUCCUGGAAGUGCUUGGGAAGCUUCAGAAGAAAUUCUACGCUAAAGGCCACCGUAUGGACUGUCCCAUCCGCACCUACCUCGUGACGGCCCGCAGCGCAGCCAGCUCAGGCAUCCGUGCCUUAAAGACUCUCCGUGCUUGGGGACUGGAGAUGGAUGAGGCUCUUUUCCUGGCCGGGGCACCAAAAGGCCCCAUGCUGGAGAAAAUCCGGCCCCACAUCUACUUUGAUGACCAGAUGUUUCAUGUGGAGGGUGCUGUAGAGAUGGGUGCCAUUGCCGCCCAUGUGCCCUAUGGGAUUGCACAGAAAUACCCUCAUAAAAAAAGCACCAAUGCAGGAAAAUAACAAAGGCGAAUUGGGAAAAUAUAAAGAGGCGCAUUAUGUUCUUAUUUUGGAAGCGACGUUCAAGUUGCAGAUAUCUUUAUUUUGUAAACUCGGUUGUGCACUCAUUGGAUCAGGACCUCAGCAUUCUCUUGGCCUUUUUCUGUGACCUAUGCAAGGACACACACAAUAUUUAACCAGCUAAAGAUUCAACCCAGUAUUGUUCUUCUGCACACUGCCUCAACAUCAGUAAUUCUGUACGAAUUCAUUAUGAAUGAAAGCACUGCAAUGAAUGGUCAUUUUCAUCUAAGCUUACGUUUCUUAGUGAUGGUUUGUCGAAAUAUACAUGACAUCAACUUACUGUUAAAAUGGAAUGUGUGCUGCUAUUCAUACAGUGGGGAAAAAAAGUAUUUAGUUAGCCACCAAUUGUGCAAGUUCUC